GUCUGAUAAGGCCUUUACGGUUGGUUCCCUUCAUAAUUUGUUAUGUUGGCAGUAUUUCGAUCCUGCAGAAUGGAUGAAGGAAUGUCUGAAAAAAGUUAAUUUCUACCGUUGGGUGUUGCUUUCUGAGCCAAACCCCGAACGUCUGAGAAAUAUUCUUUAUCAGGUAUGUCAAGUUGGACGAAGAUCCCAAUGUGUCCACUGGAUAGAUGAGUUUCUGAUAACCUGCAUUUUACAUGUUUCGUUGAAGUACGUCGAAGAAAUAUUGAAAUUUAUAAACUCACCCAGUUUAAAUCAGGAGUUUUAUUCAACAGUUUCAGCGGUGGUCUUCUCAAUGAGAAGAACCCAGAAUAACAGUAAUUUGCAGAACGCUCUUCGCAGAAGGAGUCUUAGAAGACGAACACUUUUGCUCCAUCUGUUUUGGAAUUACCUAAUGUUGAAUUUACAUACAUAUACGAAUGAAGAGAGAGCACCAGUUGAUGUGUCUGUCUUUUAUAAAGGAUUGCGGCUGUUCUGGGAUUCUGUUCCGGAUAGUUUUCUAUCCUUUGAAGAGAUCAAGACUGUUUUCAUAGAAUCUGUGGAUCUUAAAGUAAUUGGAGAUGUUGCCAGCUUUUACUCAAAGGCCAUUGAUGAGUUCCAUGCAGUUGUUGAGCCACGGCCGUUGCAGCAUUACUGCAGGACAGCGAUUCGGAGGAGACUUUGGGAGAGAGACCAAUGGCUCCCGGAAGGAAUCAGAAAAACUCGUUUGCCACCAAAGCUUCAAUCCUAUUUGAAUCUUAAUCCUAUUUGAAUCUUCAAUAACUUUUGAUUGGGGAUUAUUUGUUCAUAUUAAAAUGCUUCGUUUAAACUGUAUAUUUUUGGGGAUCUUUAAGAUGAAAAAAGUGCAUACAGAAUUUCAUUUCUUUGAAAAAUAGUCAAUGAAUCGUAUAAAAUGUGAAAUCUCUAUAUAGUAGAGCAAUGUAUAAUAACUAAAUACUUUUGAAUGUCAAUCGCGAAGUAUUUAAUUUGUCAUGACAUAAAAUACCAAAAUUAAUAAAAAAUAAGAAAUUCUUGUAAAAUAGCGCUAUAUAUUGUUUAAUAUUUUAUCUAAAAAAUUUUAAAUACCUGAAAUUGCCAUUUUCUCAUAAGUAAUAAUUUUAAAUUCUAAUAUCUUUUUAGAUUAAAUAAAUAUAUUCCUACACAAUUUUUGAUUUAUUAUCUGUGCUAUUUCAGUUAAUAUUUUUUUCUUAUAUAAUAAUUUUUCAGAAAACUUUUAAAUUUAUAGCGACAUUAUCAUUUAAAAUUUUUUUUAUUCAAUGAUUACUUUCUACAUUGGAAUUAUGUCAGAUGAUGUAUUUUAUGACUUGAGAUAAUUUUUUUUAAAAUUUUGUAUCAUAAAAUUACUGCAUUUUCAUUAACGUAUAGAAAUAGAGUAUCGUAUAGCAUAGAGUUUAGAAAUGUAUUUUGAAUUUAUGUUUCUUGAAUAGAUUACGAUAUUAUGUGUUGAAAAAUCAUACAACAUGGAAUAACAGCAAAAGAAGAGAAAUGGUGAAUCAAAAAUCACUUUAAAUAUCUCCAGUUAUAAAAGCAAUGAGAUUUUAAUUCAGAGUGUUUUAUUUAAAGUAACGCUGCUAGUAAUAAUUUUGUAUCACCAAUUUUUUUUCCUAUAUUACCUAGCUUUUAUAGUGUAUGCCUUUAUGAUGUUUAAUGUAUCAUUUCAUUAGAUGUAUUUUGAAUGUAGCAUUUGAAAGUUAUUCAAGAAUUGUCCAGUAAAAUUCAUUUCAAUUUUAAAAUUAAGUUUGUUAUGUGGUGUUUAAAAGAAUUUAUGGAAAUACAUUUGAAUUGAAAAUUCUAAAUGCUUAAAUUUACCUGUCAUAAGCUACUGGAGUUCAAAAAUUUAAUUGCAAAUUUUAUUGAUACAGUAUAAAGUGGAAAUAAUUACAUAUAGAAAUCUUUCUUACUCAUAAUAUAUUCUACAGUUUAUGUAACUGAAAUUCUAAUGCAAGUUUUGAAUAUGUUUUUAACUCCAAACAGUUAUAACCAAAGAAAUGAGAAAAAUAAAUUUUUUCCCUGUAAGGAAGUGAAUAUAGAGUAUUGAUAUUCGACUUUAUUGCAUAUUAUUCAUCUCUGUAAAGCAGCUACUUCAUCAUGAAUAUUGAUUAUACUUCAUUUCAAAUAAAUCGUUAAGAAAUAAGUUGUUUAUAAUUGAGCAAAAGUCCUCCAAAUUGACAGCCAUUAAAGCUUUGUUAUUUUAAAUGUCUUAUUUAUGUUCUGUUUUGUAAAGCACAUAACCUUUCUAAAGCAGAUCAGUGCAUAACAUUAAAGCAUUAUUAAUUGUGAAAAUAUCUAAUUUGCCUACCUUCUCUGUAAUGUAAUUUAACUUUUCUGUUCGUUUUGUAAACUACACAUGUGUUAAACAGAAUCUUUCUUCUUUAUUAUUUUGCUAAUCGAAAAAAAUUUACAUGAUUAAAUGUUUCAUGAAACAAUGAGAGUGAUUUGAAUUUCAGGAAGAAAAUGUGACCUAUUGUUGGAAAUUAGGCACACACACACACACACACACACACAUAUAUAUAUAUAUAUAUAUAUAUAUAUAUAUA
This is a messenger RNA of Argiope bruennichi, 2573 nucleotides long. RefSeq lists its product as uncharacterized. The record is from RefSeq and is a predicted model, not a curated record. The transcript is spliced from 3 exons. The coding region runs from base 74 to 787 and encodes 237 amino acids. NCBI's taxonomy places the organism in Eukaryota, Metazoa, Arthropoda, Arachnida, Araneae, Araneidae. Gene Ontology annotation, biological process: intracellular signal transduction.